CAAGCACUGGAACAGCAGGCCCAGGGAACCAUGCUCAAAGUCCUCACCUCCUUUAAGAGCAGUGAAAUAGAACAAGCGGUGAAUUCCUUAGACAGGAACGGCGUGGACUUGUUAAUGAAGUACAUUUAUAAAGGAUUUGAGAAGCCGUCAGAAAACAGCAGCGCAAUAUUGCUUCAGUGGCAUGAAAAGGCACUAGCAGUAGGUGGAUUAGGUUCCAUAGUCAGAGUUCUUACAGCAAGAAAGACUGUUUAA
Antrostomus carolinensis (chuck-will's-widow) is the source of this 252-nucleotide messenger RNA. Its product is annotated as actin-related protein 2/3 complex subunit 5-like protein. The annotation marks the transcript as partial. The transcript is spliced from 3 exons. The record is from RefSeq and is a predicted model, not a curated record. Lineage: Eukaryota; Metazoa; Chordata; Aves; Caprimulgiformes; Caprimulgidae. Gene Ontology annotation, biological process: Arp2/3 complex-mediated actin nucleation; regulation of actin filament polymerization. Gene Ontology annotation, cellular component: actin cytoskeleton; Arp2/3 protein complex.